AUGAGAGUUUUGGAGGCAGAGGAUGAUACUGUUAUAAGGGGACGAAGAAUGAGAAUGCAUAGUGUGAGCACUGAUACAACUCACAUGAUUGUAACUAGCUCAUCGACACCACUUUUAUUACCUUUAACAAAUAAGACAGCACCUGUUCUCGAAGAAAAUAACUUUGUAGAAUAUAAUUUCGAAUAUUUACAAGAAAAAAAACGAACAAUUGGAGAAAAACUUGAUACCAUAUUGCAUAUAUGUAGAAGGCCUUUCUUUUAUUUGUGCAGUUGUGCUGGAUUAAUAACUAAUUUACCUUUAUUUGAUGGACCACAAGUACAAAAUAGAGUAAUUUGUCUUGGAGUUUCAUUAGUAUUUCUAAUUGGCCAUUUAGUGAUUUGUAUGAGAGAUGCACAUAAGAAACAAUGUGAAAGAGGACUUUGGUCAUUUAUUAUUGGUUGGGUGUUGAUUGUAAAUCUGAGAUUUGGCUAUUGUUCACUCAAUCCUCUUUUCAUUGGUGAAAGAACUUGGAAAAUAUCAACAGUUUCAUUAAUAUUUUGCAUUAUAUUCGCCAUUGUAUCUUUAACAGAGGAAAUAAUUGUAUUCUUUUGGAGAAGAUGGAUUCUUUACCAAGAAGAAGAGGAUUCAAAAGACACUAUGGAACAGGAAAGAUAUGAAAUUGAUGAAAAUGAGCAAUUGAAAGAAGUCAACCACCUUGAUUUCUCUUUCCUUAAAAUUUACUAUUUAGCAAUAACUAGAGGAUUGGCCUUUGGGUGUCUAUUAUUUUUAACUCAUUGGCUUUUCAGUUCUUCAACUACUCUUGUUCGGUGGAGUGGUCUACCAGGAUUUCCAUAUAAUUUGAGCAUUUUGAUUGCACUAAAUAUUGGACUAGUGAUUUCUAGUGUAUCACUUAUUUUCAGAUCUAUAAUUGGAGCUAUAUCAUUGCUAACAUUUUGCUUUAUUUUAUCCUAUUUACCUACAGAUGAUUCCUCAUUUUCUAUUGUCAUUCUAACAAGCUCAAUUAUUGCUUCUAUAGUUCUACCAACUGCAUGGGUUUAUGUAUUGAUCCGAAAAAAUACUGGUUAUGCCUAUCCUACAUCAAAUCUUUCAACUGCAAUUUGUGCUUUCAUAGCUCUUGCAACAUACAUGUUUCAAGUUAUUUUAUUGGAGUUUUCCUCCCCUUCAAGCAUAAUAGAUCCAAGUGUUGUUUGGAUUUCAACAAUUAUUAAUAAGAGAGCACACACCCUUUUAAUUUUCAGCUCUGUAAUAAUUUCUACAUUUGGAAUAGGAUUGGGAAAUCUCAUUAGACGACCUGUUAUUGGAAGAAAGGAAGAUCCACUCGUUGAAAAGCCAACCAGCAAGGAAAAUAGAUAUACUUUUAAGGGUUUUGUUAAAUGGUUGAUAAGAGAGGAUGAAUCUGAAAAAAAAGAAUCUCCAUUUGCUCAUAUUAAUAAGCGUGUAUUGGCUGUGAUUAUUAUCAUUAGCGUAUUUUCAGUGCUUCCAAGUUUAGGAUAUAGACUAAUGUACCUUAAAACUCCAACAAACCAAUACGGAGACAAGCUCAUCAUUGUUACCUUUAAUGUUCACAAUGGUUAUGAUAUUUAUGGAAGAAAUAACUUUGACCGUGUUUUACAAACCUUAAAAGAUUUGAAAGCAAGUGUUAUUGGAUUACAAGACAGCGAUACGAAUAGAAUUUCAGCAUCUAAUAACGAUUUAUUGGAAUAUUUGAGCUUCUACCUUAAUAUGCAUGAAUAUUAUGGGCCAAGUUUAAGAGAGGGUUCCUUUGGUAAUUCAAUUCUUUCCUCAUAUCCACUGGGAGAAAGAGGCUUCUACCUUCUUCCCUCUGAUCAAAGUGAACAAGCUGUAAUGGUAAAGGCCUAUGUGAGAGUGAAUGAUCCUGAGGUAUUAAUGUCUUCUAACAUGACCAAUUUCUACUUUUUCACAAGCAGUUUCUCUGUCAGAAAUCACCAAGAACAAAAUAAGCAAGCUCUCUAUGCCAGCCGUUUACUCACGGCCGAAUGGAAGGAAAGCAAAAUUGCAAAUAGACAAUUUGAAACCAUGUUCCUUGUUGGAGAUCUUAAUUUCAAAUCGACCAAUAACUUUUUCAAUCAGACAUAUAUGCAUCCAGUUAUUAGUCAUGAAAUUAUUAGAAAUAAUUCUUCUAAAUCCUUCACAACAUUUGAUUACAUUGCCAUGUCACCUAAAAAUCAUACUCAUUGUCGAUACAAACCAAUCAAUUCCACAAUUGUCUAUAUUGACAAUCUUAUUUCAGAACAUCCACCUCUCAUGACACAAUUCAUUCCAAUUGGUGAAAAUUAA
This is a messenger RNA of Naegleria gruberi, 2298 nucleotides long. RefSeq lists its product as uncharacterized. Bases 1 to 2298 code for a protein of 765 amino acids. Gene Ontology annotation, biological process: GPI anchor biosynthetic process. The record is from RefSeq and is a predicted model, not a curated record. The transcript has a single exon. NCBI's taxonomy places the organism in Eukaryota, Heterolobosea, Eutetramitea, Acrasida, Naegleriidae. Gene Ontology annotation, cellular component: endoplasmic reticulum.